Cryptomeria japonica (Japanese cedar) is the source of this 819-nucleotide messenger RNA. RefSeq lists its product as uncharacterized. The record is from RefSeq and is a predicted model, not a curated record. Lineage: Eukaryota; Viridiplantae; Streptophyta; Pinopsida; Cupressales; Cupressaceae. The transcript is spliced from 3 exons. Bases 1 to 819 code for a protein of 272 amino acids.
AUGUACUUGCCAGGACGUGUGCUUAUGAAGUUUGAGGAGGUCCAGGGAGUGACUACUGUUACAACUUAUUUUUCUCGAGGAGGAGGGAGAGGGAGAGGGAGAUGGGGUGAGGACAAAGGAGAUGGGGGUGGGGAAGGAGAUGAGGAGGGAUACAAUGAGGAUGAGGACAUAGAUAUUGGUGGAAAUACCGAGUCUAGUAGUAGUGGGGAUGACGAUGAUUCUACUUUAGGAUCAUCGAGCAACGAUGAUGGGGAUGACAGUGAGUUGCCAGAGUUAGAGGAUAUACCAGCCAUAGAGGGAGGUGGGGAUGGAGGUCAGGGUGGUGAUGGAGACAAUGAGGACGAUCCACAAGUUCUAAAAGCGCGGAUUCAGAGGAGCGGAGCUCUGGUGGCUGGGCGGUGGUUAGGUGGCGGCCCGGUGGCGGAGCAGUGGCCGAUUGGAAAAAAAAAGGCGCUCGGGGAGAAGAGCGGAGGGCGGCUGGAAGCGGCGGCGGGGGCCAGGGAGGAGGCCGGGGGCUGCAGGCGGCGGCGGGCCGAGCAACCGGCAGCGCAGGGAGGCGGCGGCCGGGCGGUGAGAAGGCCAAGGAGCUGGGCACCUAGAGGUGUAGUGGGCCCAGGUUGGGCGGUAGCAGUGGAGCCAGGCGGAGCGGCGGGGCUAGGCUGGGCGGCGCGCGGGGGACCGGGAUCUGCACGGCCAGCGGGGGCCGGAGACUGGGAGCUGUAUGGCUGGCGGGGGCCGGAGACUGGGCCGACGAUAGCUGGAGAAACAACAGUAGAGGCCGGAGAAGGAUGGAGGGGCCGCCAGCGGGGGCCGGACUGA